Molecule: messenger RNA, 2740 nt
Organism: Momordica charantia (bitter melon)
Lineage: Eukaryota; Viridiplantae; Streptophyta; Magnoliopsida; Cucurbitales; Cucurbitaceae
Source: RefSeq, a predicted model, not a curated record
GGAGUUGGUAUCAAAGAAUACACGUGAGAAAAAGGUUGGUAUAAAAGUAAUUUAAGCGAUACUCAGAUUUUGGGUUGAUAAAUGAAAAUUUCCCACGCAUCAACGCGCGUCAAUUCCAUUAGGCCCAGCCUACUGCCCUCCCCAACCCUAAUUUCUCUCAAACUCACGCCCCCCAAUCUCCCCAUUCCUCUUCCUCUUCCUCAAUCUCUGGCUUAACUUUUAUCCAGCUAUAACCCUUCUAGCAGCCGUCCGCCGUCUGCCGUCGCCGUCGCCGUCGUUCUAGCCAUCGCGCGUCGCAGUCCCUUCGGCCAAAGGCGCCGUAGCAGUCGUCGUACUCGUUGGCCUGUGCUUCCUCUCGCAGGAUUUGCCUUCACUCUGUAAGGAUGAUAUCUGCUGACAUUGUGGACUUGUCAAGUGAUGAUGAGGAAGGACCAGACCUGAAAGCCAUUAAGUUGGAGCCAAAAGUUGACAGGGCUGUGAUGCUACUAAAAGAGCAUGAGAAGAAGGUUAUCAUCAAACAUGAAAAACUAAAUACUGAGUCUGGUUGUCAACAAUUUGAUGGAAAUAGGUGCUCCAAUGUUUUGAGUGCUGGUCAUAGCUGCUCUAGUAUAUUGGAUCAGGUGUUAUCUCCUGCUGAUGAUUCUGGCCUUACUUCCCCAUCUCCAUUGUGUCCUGCACCAGUUUGUCGGCAAUUUUGGAAAGCUGGUAACUACGAUGAUGGAGUUGCUUCUAAAGCCACUGUUCAAAGUUCCAAAGGAUAUCUCCAUGUCCACCCUAUGUUCCUUCAUUCAAAUGCUACUUCACAUAAAUGGACCUUUGGAGCUAUUGCAGAGUUGCUUGAUAACGCUGUUGAUGAGAUCCACAACGGAGCCACCUUUGUCAAGGUGGAUAAAAUAUUGAAUGCAAGAGAUGGAAACCCUGCUUUGUUAAUUCAAGACGAUGGAGGUGGAAUGAAUCCUGAAGCGAUGAGGAAGUGUAUGAGUUUUGGAUUUUCAGAUAAGAAGUCAAAAUCAGCAAUCGGAAAAUAUGGAAAUGGUUUCAAAACCAGCACUAUGAGACUUGGUGCAGAUGUUAUUGUCUUCAGUCGGCAUGUGAAUAAUAGGGUAUCAACGCAGAGUAUUGGUCUUCUAUCCUAUACAUUUUUGACCCGUUCAGGCUACAACAGAAUUGUAGUGCCUAUGGUAGAUUAUGAAUAUAACAUAUCAAGUGGCAAACUGGAAAUAUUGCAUGGGAGGGAACAUUUUGCGUCCAACCUUUCCAUACUUUUGCAGUGGUCUCCAUACUCAACAGAGGCUGAACUUCUUAAGCAAUUUGAUGACAUUGGAUCACAUGGCACAAAAGUAAUAAUCUAUAAUUUGUGGUAUAACGGAGACCAGAAUAUGGAGCUGGACUUUGAUACAGAUCCAGAGGACAUUUGCAUUGGCGGACAUACAAAAAAAAUUGACGCUCUUUCUGCACGGAAGGCAGUUAAUGAACAGCACAUUGCUAAUAGAUUGCAAUAUUCUCUCCGUGAAUAUUUAUCAGUCUUGUAUUUGCGGAUAUCUGAAAAUUUCAAAAUUGUAUUGCGUGGACGGGUUAUUCAGCAUCAUAAUCUUGCUGAUGAUCUCAAAUUCAUCGAAUACAUUUUGUAUAAGCCUCAAACUGCUGGAUGUGUCGAGGGUAUGGUAGUUACUACAAUUGGGUUUCUGAAGGAGGCCCCACAUGUCGAUAUACACGGUUUUAAUGUGUACCACAAAAAUCGUUUGAUUAUGCCAUUUUGGAGGGUUGUGAGCUAUUCAGACGGUAGAGCAAGAGGAGUUGUUGGUGUUCUCGAAGCAAAUUUUAUUGAGCCAACACAUAAUAAACAAGAUUUUGAGAGAACAUCUCUUUUCCAGAAACUCGAAACUCGUUUGAAGGAGAUGACUAGGGAAUAUUGGGAUUAUCAUUGCGGACUCAUUGGGUAUCAGGUUAAGAAACAUAUUCAGGUUUCUGCAACCUCAGCGAUGCCAUCCAACAUCACGGUACCUGCUGGAAUAGAGAAUUCUCACAAAUCGACACAAUGCUUUCCAGUUCCAGUUGGUAAAAUAGGAUCUCACGGGAGAUCUGAACAAUCUAUACCCAAGUCACAGGGUAAAUCUAGAGAAGGAGUAUGUAUGAAGAGAAAGGCAGAUGCUUUGGUAGAAGAUGGACAGUCUGUCCAUACUAUUCAACCGAAAGAUCAACAGGCUAUGAUUUUGUUGGAACAAAAUAAGAAGCUUCGGACACAAUGUUCAGAGUAUGAAAAGCGGGAGGAAGAACUUAAUCUCAAGGUCACACGACUUAGGAGCGAUAUACAAGAAGUAGAACUCCAGAUCUCGCGACUGUUGGAUGAGCUCAAAUUAUUUGAAGCAGUCAAGGUUGAAGGCAUUGUAUAAAUUUUGUAUAUUCUGCUGGUCCUUUCUUUUUUUGAAAGAAGUUUUUUAUCCCCUUGGAUAGAACAACAACAACAAACAUGACCCUGUAGCUGAAACCAGAAAUAUUUCAACAGUUCCCAUAGAAGGCCGACCCUUUUUCUCAGUCAGCAACAUGACCCCUUUGGUUUUGCCCCAAGCUUUAAACUAGUUUCCUAGGAUAUGUGUUUUGCCCCCUUUUGUGUCGGUUCCUGUGGCGGAAAAUUUCCCACUUGUACAGAAAUACAUACCCUCCUUGUAAUAUGACUGAAAAUACUAACAUUCAUGUUAGUUAUUAGUGUUUCUCGUAUAUAAAAUAUGCAUUGUUUAAA